Molecule: messenger RNA, 3553 nt
Organism: Erinaceus europaeus (western European hedgehog)
Lineage: Eukaryota; Metazoa; Chordata; Mammalia; Eulipotyphla; Erinaceidae
Gene: HACE1
Product: HECT domain and ankyrin repeat containing E3 ubiquitin protein ligase 1
Exons: 24
Coding region: 58-2787 (909 amino acids)
Biological process (GO): protein polyubiquitination; positive regulation of protein catabolic process; proteasome-mediated ubiquitin-dependent protein catabolic process
Cellular component (GO): nucleus
Molecular function (GO): protein binding; ubiquitin-protein transferase activity
Source: RefSeq, a predicted model, not a curated record
AGGGCUGCGGGCAGGGAGGCCGCCGGCGCGGUGCGGGGCGCAGAGGUUGCGCCGAGGAUGGAGAGAGCGAUGGAGCAGCUCAACCGCCUCACGCGCUCCCUCCGCCGCGCGCGCACCGUGGAGCUGCCGGACGAUAAUGAAACUGCUGUUUACACGUUAAUGCCAAUGGUUAUGGCAGAUCAGCAUAGGUCUGUUUCUGAACUACUAUCAAAUUCAAAGUUUGAUGUCAAUUAUGCAUUUGGACGCGUGAAAAGAAGCUUGCUUCACAUUGCUGCAAAUUGUGGAUCGGUGGAAUGUCUGGUUUUGCUGUUGAAGAAAGGAGCAAAUCCUAACUAUCAAGAUAUUUCAGGCUGUACACCGCUUCAUUUGGCAGCUAGAAAUGGACAGAAGAAAUGUAUGAGUAAAUUACUAGAGUACAGUGCUGAUGUCAACAUUUGUAACAAUGAAGGCCUUACAGCAAUCCACUGGCUGGCUGUGAAUGGGCGGACGGAACUGCUCCACGACCUUGUGCAGCACGUGAGUGACGUGGACGUGGAGGACGCCAUGGGGCAGACGGCACUGCACGUGGCCUGCCAGAACGGUCACAAGACGACAGUGCAAUGCUUGCUAGACAGUGGUGCUGAUAUUAACAGGCCCAAUGUGUCCGGAGCCACUCCACUGUACUUUGCUUGCAGUCAUGGCCAGAGAGACACAGCCCAGAUUCUUCUGUUACGAGGAGCCAGAUACCUGCCAGAUAAAAAUGGAGUGACUCCUUUAGAUUUGUGUGUACAGGGUGGCUACGGAGAGACUUGUGAAGUAUUAAUUCAGUACCACCCUAGGCUUUUUCAGACAAUUAUCCAGAUGACACAGAAUGAAGAUCUUCGUGAAAACAUGUUGCGACAAGUUUUGGAACAUUUGUCUCAGCAAAGUGAAAGCCAGUACUUAAAGAUUUUAACAAGUCUUGCUGAAGUCGCGACCACAAAUGGUCACAAACUGCUGAGCUUAUCCAGCAAUUAUGAUGCUCAGAUGAAGAGCCUUUUAAGGAUUGUGAGGAUAUUUUGUCAUGUCUUUCGAAUUGGUCCAUCUUCUCCCAGUAAUGGAAUUGACAUGGGCUACAAUGGGAAUAAAACUCCAAGAAGCCAGGUUUUCAAGCCUCUUGAAUUGCUUUGGCAUUCAUUAGAUGAAUGGCUAGUUUUAAUAGCUACAGAACUGAUGAAAAAUAAAGAGGACUCAACGGACAUCGCUUCUAUUUUACUGAAACAAAAAGGCCAGGAUCAAGAUGGAACUUCCAUUCCUCCAUUUGAAACUCCAGGACCUGGGAGCUAUGAAAGUCUCUCCGAUGGCAGAAGGGAAUCUAAACCAGAUGCUCUGGAAGGGAGACAGGAAGCCAGUGCCGACUGCCAGGAUGUCAUUUCUAUGACAGCUAACCGGCUAAGUGCUGUCAUUCAAGCUUUUUACAUGUGCUGUUCUUGCCAGAUGCCUCCGGGAAUGACUUCUCCCCGUUUCAUUGAAUUUGUUUGCAAACAUGAUGAAGUUUUAAAAUGCUUUGUUAAUAGAAAUCCCAAAAUUAUAUUUGAUCACUUUCACUUCCUCCUCGAAUGUCCUGAGUUGAUGUCAAGGUUCAUGCAUAUCAUAAAAGCCCAGCCAUUUAAAGAGCGCUGUGAAUGGUUCUAUGAACACCUGCAUUCCGGGUUACCAGAUUCAGACAUGGUGCACAGGCCAGUGAAUGAAAAUGAUAUCCUCCUGGUUCACAGAGAUUCUAUUUUUAGGAGUAGCUGUGAAGUUGUAUCCAAAGCAAACUGUGCAAAGCUAAAACUAGGGAUUGCUGUACGGUUCCAUGGAGAAGAAGGCAUGGGUCAAGGUGUUGUGCGUGAGUGGUUUGAUAUUCUGUCUAAUGAGAUAGUCAAUCCUGAUUAUGCCUUGUUUACCCAGUCAGCUGACGGAACUACUUUUCAACCUAAUAGCAAUUCCUAUGUGAACCCUGAUCAUUUGAAUUAUUUCCGGUUUGCUGGACAGAUCUUGGGAUUAGCUUUGAACCAUAGGCAGCUGGUCAACAUUUACUUCACACGAUCUUUCUACAAGCACAUUCUUGGCAUCCCUGUGAAUUACCAAGAUGUAGCAUCCAUUGAUCCAGAAUAUGCCAAAAACCUGCAGUGGAUUCUGGAUAAUGAUAUCAGUGACCUGGGCCUAGAAUUAACUUUUUCAGUUGAAACUGACGUGUUUGGAGCAAUGGAAGAGGUGCCUUUAAAACCCGGAGGUGGGAGUGUUCUUGUGACUCAGAAUAACAAAGCAGAAUAUGUCCAGCUUGUUACUGAACUCCGAAUGACGAGAGCCAUUCAGCCUCAGAUCAAUGCCUUUUUACAGGGCUUUCAUAUGUUCAUUCCUCCCUCCUUGAUUCAACUUUUUGAUGAGUAUGAGUUGGAACUUCUGCUUUCUGGCAUGCCAGAAAUUGAUGUGAGUGAUUGGAUAAAAAAUACAGAAUACACAAGUGGCUAUGAAAAAGAAGAUCCAGUUAUUCAGUGGUUCUGGGAAGUGGUGGAAGACAUUACUCCAGAGGAGAGAGUGCUUCUCUUGCAGUUCGUCACUGGCAGUUCCAGAGUCCCGCAUGGUGGGUUUGCUAACAUCAUGGGUGGAAGUGGAUUGCAAAACUUCACGAUCGCCGCCGUGCCGUAUACACCAAAUCUGUUACCGACUUCAAGCACAUGCAUCAACAUGCUCAAGCUACCUGAAUACCCAAGUAAGGAGAUACUGAAGGACAGACUUCUUGUGGCGCUGCAUUGUGGCAGCUAUGGUUACACAAUGGCGUGAAGUCUGGGAAGGAAGGUCGCAGGACGACGGCCUCGCAAUCCCGGGUGGCGGAAGUGUUUCAGGAAACAACUGCAAAGCAGCCUCCAUGCAGCCCAUAGGCAGGGGCUGAUGUUGAAAAUUCGUGAAAGAGCAGGGUUUUCUCCUGCCCCCUCCCCCCAGCCAUUGCUCAUUAUGUUUUCUUUGUUUCUGAUACAACUAGAAAAUAAGAAAAUCACAAUAGUCUUCAUUUUAAUAAAUGGUCAUUGAAAGUAGUAGAAAUUGUUCUUUUUAUAUGUCUUUGAUUUUUAUCUAAAAUUGUGUUAAGGUCAACUCUUACAUUCCACUCCUGCUAUGUAACUGUCUUUUCCUUUUCUUCUUUUUAAAUUUUUUUUUCUCUUAUUUUCCUAAAUGUUAAGUUACAUUAGGACGACCAGGCUGGUAUGUCCUAUUGCAUGGAAAGUGCCAUUUAUAUUUUGGAAAACUAUUGUAUAGAAUGAUUGACUUAGUUUGUGUAUAAAAACCACAAAUAUGUAUUUUUCCCAUAUCAAGUCUAUAUUGCAAUGAUGUUUUUUAGCUUUUUAAUAUUUUAAUAUAUAAUGUAAAGUCUGAUGUGACUAACAGCUGACAAAGUGAUAUUGAAUUUAUAUAUUAAAGCUUAUACUGAAUGGUAUGAUUGUUUGUGUCAUUCAGUGGUGAAGUUUCCUUAUAUGUAUAAGCAUUGACCUCAAAGUUUUGUGUUAUCUUAAUUUAUAAUUUGGGUGAAAUUAAAGUAUAAUAUUUUACCUUA